Peromyscus maniculatus bairdii (prairie deer mouse) is the source of this 1599-nucleotide messenger RNA. RefSeq names its product leukocyte immunoglobulin-like receptor subfamily B member 3. Gene Ontology annotation, molecular function: inhibitory MHC class I receptor activity. Gene Ontology annotation, biological process: immune response-regulating signaling pathway; cytokine-mediated signaling pathway. NCBI's taxonomy places the organism in Eukaryota, Metazoa, Chordata, Mammalia, Rodentia, Cricetidae. Gene Ontology annotation, cellular component: plasma membrane. The record is from RefSeq and is a predicted model, not a curated record.
UUAACUGAACAUGGCACAACAUGAUACCAUAAUAUUCGGCAGAAACCCUUGCCUCAAGUCAGGUGAUGGAGAAUAGUCAGAAGAAUAGAGUCUCAAGAGGAGGCAAAAGUGUCAGAUGCACCCACACCACCACUCUCAGAAGUCUCCCACAAAACACCAAACUAAGAACCGUAACAUAUGUGCAGAGGACCUAGUCCAGACCCAUGAAGGCUCUGUGAUAGCCUCUUCAAUCACACACCGUAUGUUCUAAUUUACAGUUCUUCCUUCAUGAUGUCCCCUGUCUCAUAGAACUGGAAGGAUACCAAAAGGCUGUGAUUGGUGUCUCUGUGGCCUUCUUCCUCCUGCUCUUCCUCCUCAUCCUCUUCCUUAUCCUCAGACUCAGGCAUCAGAAGAAUUACAGGAAGGGGGUCCAGACAAAGACUGUCUUGCAACAUCCUGCAGACUCAUCGAACAAGGGCAAAAGCUUCCAGAUGAGAUCCACACCAGCUCCUGCCAUCCAGGAAGAAAUCUUGUAUGCUACUGUGAAGGUCACACAGCCUGCAGAUAGCAUGGAGCUGGAUGUCCUGAGCCAACAUGAGGAAGACCCCUCUAAAGAUUUGUAUGCCCAGGUGAAGCCCUCGAGACUCAGAAGGACAGAGAUCACCUAUUCUUCUCUCAAUCCAAAGGAAUUAUUGGCCUCCAAUGACACACCGUCAAAAGGAAAUCAAGUCAUAGAUGAGCAGGCUGCUACAACAGAGGAGCCACAUGAUGUGACCUAUGCCCAGCUGUGCAUUGUGACCCCAAGACAAGGACAUGUGAACCUCCCACCUUCCAGGCAGAAAAGUCCAACCUGAGAUCAUACUCUGGCCUCUACCAAUCCUGGGAGAUCACACUCUGCGUCAUCCAGAAUGAAUCUCAGGUGAACUGCUGCUCAAAGCCUAAAAGCUUAACCAGCCAAAUGCUUCCAGUUUCUGGUCCUCACGCCUUAUAUAUCUUUCUGCUUUCUGCCAUCACUCUCUGGGAUUAAAGGCUCACUUUCUGGGAUAAAGUCACCAUGCCUGGCUAUUUCCAAUGCGGCCUUGAACUCACAGAGAUCCAGAGGGAUUUCUGUCUCUGGAAUGCUAGGAUUAAAGGUGUGUGCUACCAUUGCCUAUCCUCUAUGUUUAAUAUUGUGGCUGUUCUCUUCUCUGACCCCAGAUAAGUUUACUAGUGUGCACAAUAUUUUGGGGAACAAAAUAUAACCACCAAUCUCUAGGAAAUUCUGAGAAAUUUGGAGAUGUGAUUUGGUUGUUCCUUUGUUUUAUAAGUAAGGCAAAUGCUUUGUCAGUGAUCAAUGCUUAAAAUGAGGAAGAAAAAAGGAAUGAAGAAAGUUUCAUUUUUUGUGUUUUUCUUUAAUUUAUAUUUUUGAGAUUCUACUUUAGUUACAGCAUUUUUCUCUUCCACUUCUUCCCUCCAGACAUUUACAUAGAUCCUUCUCUACCCUCCUUCAAAUUCAGGACCUCUUUUUUCAUUGUAAACACAUGUGCAUAUGAAGAUGUAUAUAAAAAGUUUAAACACUUUUACCCUGAAUAUAUACCUUUUGUCAAUGAUAUCUCAAUAAAGCCAAAAUUGAAUGAUGAA